Messenger RNA from Tachysurus vachellii, 1923 nucleotides. RefSeq names its product collagen beta(1-O)galactosyltransferase 2a (gene colgalt2a). Gene Ontology annotation, molecular function: procollagen galactosyltransferase activity. Bases 1 to 1923 code for a protein of 640 amino acids. The transcript is spliced from 12 exons. NCBI's taxonomy places the organism in Eukaryota, Metazoa, Chordata, Actinopteri, Siluriformes, Bagridae. The record is from RefSeq and is a predicted model, not a curated record.
AUGUUCAGAUCACAAGCUCUAGCUCCAGCUCUAUCUCCAGUCAAACAGAUCCCUCAGCCUUAUAUUGACUGCCACAUUCUUUCUGUCCCUGUUCGAGACCAGAGGAACACCGUGCUGGCCAUGUGGCAACUACAGGUAUCUAUUCUGCUUUGGUUUGGAGUCUUUAGAUUGGAUUUUUCCUAUGCGCUCUCAGACUUGGAACCGAUCCGGAUCGAGUCAGCACUGCUCAAACCGAAGGUGAUGAUCGCCAUCGUGGCUCGCAAUUCCGAACACAGCCUUCCUUAUUACCUGGGCUGCAUCGAACGCUUGGACUAUCCCAAGGACAGGAUAGCUAUCUGGGCAGCAGCAGACCACAGCAUGGAUAACACCACGGCCAUGCUGCAGGAGUGGGUGUCCGGAGUGGAGGGACUGUAUCAUUCAGUACGACUCCAGACCAUGGAACAUGGGAGCAGUUCCUAUGCUGAUGAGCUCGGCCCCAAGCACUGGCCAGAUUCCAGAUUCAUCCAUGUGAUGAAGUUGAGGCAGGCUGCUCUCCAAUCAGCUCGGGCUCAAUGGGCUGACUACAUCCUGUUUGCAGACAGCGAUAACUUGUUGACGAACCCGAAGGUCCUGAGCCAGCUGUUAGCCGAGAACCACACACUGGUGGCCCCUAUGUUGGAAUCCAGAACGCUUUAUUCUAACUUCUGGUGUGGAAUGACUGCGCAGGGAUAUUAUAAGAGAACCGAUUCCUACAUUCCCAUUCGAAACUGGAAGAGGGUUGGGUGCCACGCCGUGCCAAUGAUUCACUCCACCAUGCUGCUGGAUUUACGCCGCUACACCAGCCGCAAUCUGACCUUCUACCCGCUCCACCAGCUCUACCCAUGGAUCCUGGAUGAUAUCCUGGCAUUCUCCUUUUCAGCCAGACAGGCAGGAGUACAGAUGUUUGUGUGCAACAGAGAGCAUUAUGGGUAUUUGCCUGUGCCACUGCAGACCCAGCAGACUCUGGAGGAUGAGACGGAGAGCUUCAGCCACACGCUCACCGAGGCGAUGAUUGAUUUCGACUUGGAGCCUACACGCUAUUUGCACAAGGCUUCGAGAAACAAAGAGCGAAUGGCGUUCGACGAGAUCUACAUCAUUAAUCUACUGCGGCGCACGGACCGUAGGUCACGAAUGUUGCGGACUUUGGAUGUUUUAGGGAUCGAAGUGACGUUGACUGAUGCAGUGGAUGGCAAGGCUCUGAACUCGUCACAGCUACAGGUUUUGGGCAUUGAGAUGCUGCCCAGCUACCGAGACCCCUACUCUGACAGAGCGCUCACUAAAGGAGAGAUCGGAUGUUUUCUCAGCCAUUACAACAUCUGGAAGCAGGUGGUGGAACGUAAACAACAGCAGGUACUUGUGCUAGAGGAUGACAUUCGCUUUGAACUUAACUUCAAGAAACGCCUGAACACAAUCAUGAAGGACGUACAGCGGACGCGGCUCCAGUGGGAUUUGAUAUACGUGGGCCGUAAGCGGUUGCAGGUGAAGAAUCCAGAACGCUGGGUGCAGGGGAUAAAGAACCUGGUUUACCCUCAUUAUUCCUAUUGGACUCUGGGAUACGCUCUCUCUCUUCAAGGUGCUAAGAAACUGCUGGAGUCAAAACCUUUGGGCAAAAUGCUGCCAGUAGAUGAGUUCCUGCCGGUUAUGUUCAACAAACACCCCAAGGAAGAGUACCUGGCUCACUUUAAGCAGAGGGACCUGAUAGCGUUCUCAGUGGAACCUCUCCUAAUCUACCCAACCCACUACACAGGCGAACCAGGCUAUAGCAGUGACACCGAGACAUCCACCAUCUGGGACAAUGAGAGCAUUAACACAGACUGGGAUCGUCAGCAUUCCAAUGAAAAGCAGAACCGUGGAGAUGCAGCCACUUUACCUACUUCAGAUGGGGGCAGCAGAGAUGAACUCUAA